AUGAAAGUAUUUGUGUGUUUCCUGGCUCUGGCCGCCACUCUGGCCACUACCAAUGCAGGACUUCUGGGUCUGCUGAAGGGCGGAGGAGGCGGUGGCUACUCAGGAGGUGGCUACGGAGGAGGAUACGGAGGAGGAUACGGAGGAGGAUACGGAGGCGGCGGCGGUGGAGUCCAGGUGGUCAAAGUUAUCAACACCUAUGAAGGAGGACACGGUGGCGGCUAUGGAGGUGGCUAUGGAGGAGGUGGCUACGGAGGAGGUGGCUAUGGAGGAGGUGGCUACAGUCACGGCGGUGGCUAUGGAGGAGGUGGCUACAGUCACGGCGGUGGCUGGAACUCUGGAGGCUACGGAGGCGGCUACGGAGGCGGGUAUGGUGGCGGGUAUGGUGGCGGUUACGGAGGUGGCCACGGAGGUGCUGCCCACGUCGAUGUCUACAAAGUAAUCACAACCACACAUGGAGGCAGCUAUGGAGGUGGCUACGGCGGUGGCCACGGAGGUAGCUACGGAGGUGGAUACGGUGGCAGCUACGGAGGCAGCUACGGAGGCGGUUACGGUGGACAAUCCGGCUGGUGGAAGACGAAGUAA
Messenger RNA from Drosophila kikkawai, 582 nucleotides. RefSeq lists its product as uncharacterized. The record is from RefSeq and is a predicted model, not a curated record. Lineage: Eukaryota; Metazoa; Arthropoda; Insecta; Diptera; Drosophilidae.